AUGGAGGAUUCCUGUGCUCUCGAGGAGUCCUGUUGGACUCCUUUGCCGCCAGGAGAUCCGUUGCUGUGUGAGGCGCUGCAGCUGCUACUGCACUUCGUCUACUCCCCAGAUGCAACAGCAGCAACAGCUACAGCAGCUGUCUCAGCACCAGCACCAGAAGCAGCUGCUGCUGCCUCGCCUGCAGGAGAGAAGCUGUUUUGUAGCUCUCUGACGCCCAGGGUCCCUUCACCGCAGGUGACUGAGUCGCUGAACUCGCUGUUCAAAAAUGCAGCAACAGCAGCAGCAGCAGCAGCAGAAGCUGCAGGCCCCCUUGGGGUGGCAAACAGCAACCAAAGAUUUGACAGCCAGUGGGUGCAAAGCCUUUGGAAAGUUCACUUCAGGCAGCACCUCGACCCCAGGUGCCGCGCCCUUGCAUCGAGAUCUGCUGCUGCAACGAGUGGAAUCGAUGGCGACUUGCAAGUCAUGCAGCACCUCGAAAGCCUGCAGCUGUUUGCUGCCUGCCUAAUGCAGGCAGCAGAGAACCUUGCGAAGGCUCGGACAGCAGCCAAGGCAGCACCAGCAACGGAGCCUUCAGCAGCAGCAGCGGCAGCAGAAGAAACAACCACAACUACAGCAACUGCAGGAAGGCAGAGCCGCCCGUCACCUGCAGCAGAAGAGGAGCGCGCUAAGCUGCUUUUAUUGCCCCCUCAUGCUGCCGCAGUUGCUGCGGUGUACGCGCAGCUGUGUUGUCUUUGGCUUAAUCAGCUAAUGCACCAGGAGCAACAGCUGCUGAUGGAUCAUCGCCAGGCCAGCGGAAUAGAGGGGAAACUUCAGCGUAUCUUACGGAUGGUGCAGCGGGUCCUUCUUCUUCUUUCUCCCCUCACUGUGUACUCACCAGACGGCAGCUGCAACAGCAGCAGCAGCAGCAGCAGCAACAGCAGCAGCAGAAGCAGCAGCGCAGCAGUUGCCACCUGUUCCUCAGCACUGCUCUGUACUUGCUGGAGUGUGGCCGCUAAGCAGCAGAUGCAGGAGCCUUCAGAGCAGCAGCAGCAGCAGCAGCAGCGAGACACUCCUGGUGCAACUGUGGCCUUAUGCUUUGCCCGCCGUUUCCUACGGGGCCUCUUCCCUGCUGCAACUUUGACAUGUGUCACUGAAAAUGCAACAGCAGCAGCAGCAACAGCAGCAGCAGCAACAGCAGCAGCAGCAGCAGCAGCAGCAGCAGCAGCAGCAGCGCAAGGCACGAGUAAACGAGACAACGCCGCACUUCUGAGGCAGUUUGCGGCGUUUACUUUAACAGAGGCCCCCCGCGACGCGCUUUUGCAGUCCAUUAGGCAGCAGGCACAGCAGCAGCAGCAGCAGCAGCUGUUGCUGCUGCUGGAGCAUCAAGAUGUAUCUCUACUGGAGGGGCCACUGCAGCUUUGCGUCUCCACUUUGUUGCAGUCGCAAGGGGACAACCCGACAGCAGCAGCAGCAGCAGCAACAGCAACAGCAGCAGCAGCAGCAGCGGAAGGCCUUAGUUGGGGCAUUUCCACUCUCGGGCCUCAUUUAUGGAGGCUCCCAUGCGUGCAGCAUUUGCUUUUUGGCUCCUCUGUGCAACAGGAGCCAGCGCAGCAGCAGAAGCAGCAGCAACAGCAGCAGCAGCAAGAAUCGCUCGGAAAGCAACAGGAAGGAGAGCAAGGGGGGCAGCACCGGCUAUUCUGGCGGUUGCUGGAUCUGCUGCAGCAUCAGCAGUAUGUAGCGGCUUCGAUCCCUGUGGCGUCGUUGUUUGUGCAGCUGCUGCUAGACAGCCACUUCUGGAGACGGGGGGCCCCUGAAGUUUUGGGGGCCCCUGAGGGGUCACCGCACUGCUGCCGGGGGCUGCUGAUUUGCCUUGUGCUCGAGCUGCUGACUGAACAGGGGGAAAGGCAAAGGAAGGCUGCGUUGCAGCUGUUGCAGUGUUUACAAACAACUCCAGCUGCAGCAACUGCAGCUGCUGCAGCAGCUGCUGCAGCGGAGCGGCUGUGGAAGGUCUUUGACCGCAUCAAGCCACUCGCCAAGACAGCUCUGCUGCGCUCCUUGCUGCUGCAGCAGCACGAGCUGGCAGCCAAAGGGAGCAGGGGUGCCUUGAGGCAGCAGCAGCAGGCAAAUGACAGGCCGAAUACUUGCUGCUGUGCAUACACGUCGCCGGAGGGGCAGCUGCAGCAGCUGCAGCUGCAGCUGCGCUGCAUUCGUGCCGUGACAGAGGCAGAAGUGGAACUGGAUGAGGACUGCAAGUUGCUGCUGCUGCAGCUGUGGCUACAACAGGCUCCCCAAGCCCAGCUGAUGCAGCUACUGCAGCAGCAACAACAACUUGAUUUCGUUGCAGACGAAGCUCUACGCGGCUGGCAGCACCACCGACGGACUGUACACACUGCUGCUCGUUCCCUUUGGGCAUUGAUGCAGCAGCGCUGCUCUGAAGGGGUCGCUGCAGCAGCAGGAUCAACCAGCAGCAGCAGCAGCAGCAACAGCAGCAACAGCAGCCUGGAUUUGUUGGUUACCCUUUGCAAGCGGCUAUUCUGUUUACCUAUAUCCUGCAGGAAGACUUUGUAUCAGGCCCUCGCUUCUCUGGUGCAUGCAUUGGGAGCUUCUCGUGUGCUGCAGCUGCAGCCCUAUCUGCUGCACCACCUGCUGUCACAGCUGCAGAACAGGUCUCUGCGUUCGGCUGCUAUGCUGGCUCUGCGUGCCCUGUGUGAAGACCUCAGCAAGCAAGACAGACAGCAGCAGCAGCAGCAGCAGCGACGGCAGCAGCAACAACAGCAGCAGAAGCAAAAGGGAAAAGGAAGCACCCAGACGGCCCACCGCGAACGCAUACAGCAGCUCUGUCUUUUCCCCUCGACGAGCCUUCGGACCUUCUUGCUGGGCCCCCUACAACACGCUUUGACGGCAAGCAGCAGCAGCAACUGCUGCAGUGAAACAGGCCUGCUACAGCAGCAGCAACACCAAGAGGAACAGCAGCAGCAAGGGCCUCGGGAGUACGCGCUGUUGGUGCCCGUUCAGCUGCCAGCAACAGCAGAUGCCUCUCCUGGUGAGGCCCUAGACGAGACGAUGCUACCGUUCCUGCUGCGGCUGGAGCCUUCUGCAGCAGCCCCGUUGCUGCUGUGUCUCCGUGAGCAGCUACCGCUGGAGGCGAUCGAAGCCACAGCAGCAAGAACAGCAACAACGGCAACAGCAGCGGGAGCACCACUGUCAGAGGCAGCGACAGUAGCAACAACGACAGCAGCAGCAGCAGCAGCAGCAGCAGCAGCAACCGAUGAGCGCCUGGAUAGCGUUGCAGUGGGUUGCGCUCUGUCUUCUCUUGGGGGCCCUGGGAGGCCCUGGAGCCCCAGUGAGGCGGCGCUGCUGGCAGCAGCGAGAGCUGCGGGGCUCGCGGCAUGGGAGGACACAGUGGAGCUUCAGGAGCGGCUGCAUCGCCGCUGUCUUCUCUCCUGCUACCCGGGGGCGCCUCCAGACAGGGUGUUGGUUUGCUUAUCAUUGUUGCGGUCCCUACACUCUCUGUGGGGCCUGGGGGCGCUACCCCAGCAGCAUAGAAAGAAGUCGACGGCGGUGCAGGCUGCUGCUGCUGUGAGCACUACUUGCGGCAGCAACAGCAGCAGCAAGCAGCAGUGGGAUCCGGAGGCAGCAGCAACAACAACCGGCUGUGCUGUUGCUGCUGCUUUGGGCUGGGAUGCGCCAGCAGUGCGGCAGCAGCUGCUGGCGAUGCUGCCGGUGGUUACCGGUCCCGCGCCGCGCUGCCUUUUAUUGGAUUUGCUGCAGCUGCUGCCACACAGCGAAAAUCCGCUCGCUGCCACCAUUCAGGAACAGCCGCAGCAGCAGGUGCAGAAGCAGAAGCAGCAGCAGCAGCAGCAGCAACAACAGCAACAGAUGCAGCUGCUGCUGCAGCAGCUGUUCACGGAGCCAGCGGAAGCGGCUGCAGCUGCUGCAGCUGCUGCAGCUGCUGCAGCAGCAGGCAGUGAUAGCCAGAAACCUGCAGACUCUGCAGCUUCUGCUGCUUCUGCUUGUUCUGGGGCUGCUCACUCCGGACCACCCGUAUUUGUUCUGCAGCAGCAAACUGUUUUCUGUGCUGCACUGGACGAGGCCCUUCAGCUGCUGCUGCCGUCAUCCUUGCAAGCUACUGCAGGAGCGGAAGCUGUAGCUCCGCCGCUGCCGAGCCGCGAAAACAGCAACAGCAGCCCAAGUAGCAGCAGCAGGAACAGCAGCAGCAGCUGCUGCACGGGCCAUGCUUGCGGGGAGCUGCUGCGGGUAUUGCGUAUACUGACAGCAGCAGCAGAAGUUCGUCUUGCUGCAGUGCAGCGGAGCCCCUUAGCGCUGGCUGAGCCGCAGAUGGGGCUGCACGGAAUCCUUGGGGUUCUGGAGGUUUGUCUCACCACAAUUAAACCCAGCCUGCUGCAGGGCGCAUGCAGCAACAGCAGCAAGCCAGGCAGUUGCAGCUGCAGAGAGGCAGUGCGAGCCUGGAGGGACUGGCAGCAGAGGCUGCUGCGACUGCUACUGAGCAUUUGCCGUUGCCUUACUUCUUUUGUUGCUGCUGGAGACGAAGAAGAUACACCCCAGCUGCCCCCGACAGACACAGACGCAGACGCAGCAACAACAGCAACGGCAGCAGGCGAAGCAGCAACGAAAGCAACAGACAUGAAAGGACGUCAAGGGCCACUGGAGGGGACGGCCAACAGCCAGGCACCGGCUGCAGCAGCUGCUGCCCGGUCUGCCAGCAGCAGCAGCAGCAGCAGCAGCCACGAGCCGCAGCGCCAACAGCCACAGCUGCAACGGCAGCACUUCGACCAGCAGCAGCAGCGGGGGCAACAGGAGCAGCAGUCACAGCAGCAACAGAAGCAGCAGGCUAUUCAGGUGGACUGUCGGGGCCAUUUGGUAGUUUGCCGAGAGCGGCACAGUACGGGGGAUCUGGAAGCGAAGGAGAUGCAACAAGAACAAAAACAGCAACAGCAGCAGCAGCAGCAGCAGCAGCAGCAGCAAUCGUUUUUGCUGCUGAGAGCUGAAGAGGUGGCUGCACUGGGAUCGGACCUCAUCGACUUUCUGUUGGCGUGCAGACAUAUGGGCGCCCUGGAAUUUCUACACGACGCCCUGGCUUCUCUGUGCUUCAAAAUAAGCAAUUCCAAGGGGCCUGCGCUGCAGUGCCUAACUCGCCAGUGGGCAGACGCAGUGUUGUUGCUGCUGUUACCUAGUGCUGCAGCAACUAGAACAGAAGCCCAGCAAGAACAGCAGCAAUCCUUGCACACAGGUGUGCAGCAGCAGCAGCAGCAGCAGCAGCGACGACAGCAGCAGAAAGCAGCAGCUCUUCUAGCUGCUCUUGGGAUGCCUCUUCGACUCCGCCGAGGCGCCACCGGCCCCCCGCCCCCCCUCCGCUUCUAG
Messenger RNA from Eimeria mitis, 5361 nucleotides. RefSeq lists its product as uncharacterized. Lineage: Eukaryota; Apicomplexa; Conoidasida; Eucoccidiorida; Eimeriidae. The record is from RefSeq and is a predicted model, not a curated record. Gene Ontology annotation, cellular component: nucleolus; nucleoplasm.